Molecule: messenger RNA, 447 nt
Organism: Rangifer tarandus platyrhynchus (Svalbard reindeer)
Lineage: Eukaryota; Metazoa; Chordata; Mammalia; Artiodactyla; Cervidae
Source: the annotation of a GenBank genome assembly
AUGUUGAAAGGAUGGACCACGGAUACUAGAUUCAAUGGUAAAGAUCAGGAUUUGGGAAAAAAUGAUAGUGCAAAGGGUACUUUGCUUUCCUCAAGUCCCGCCCGCGCCGUCCCCUCCCACCCAGCCAGUCAACUCUCCCCAUCUCAGCUGCCCAACGAAGGUUCGCCCCUUCUGCUGCAGCCGCCGGCCCGGGCCACCCCGGCACGGGACCCGGCCCGCGCCCGCCCCUCGCAGGUGGCGCACGCGGCGAUCUCAGCGGCCACCCCCUCUUCCCGUCCCUUCCCCCCCACCGGCGCCCCACCACACACCCGGGGCGGCGUGCGCUACCCGAGCGCUCCGCGGACCCGGCGCGAGCGCAGCCUCCCGUGGAAAGCCCGAGGAGGAAGAGAAGCGAGAGGCGGCGUUCAGGAAAUUAAUCGGGGCCGCGAGAGCCCGCCUCACCCCUAG